Saccharomycopsis crataegensis is the source of this 1227-nucleotide messenger RNA. RefSeq names its product cAMP-dependent protein kinase. The record is from RefSeq and is a predicted model, not a curated record. Gene Ontology annotation, biological process: protein phosphorylation. NCBI's taxonomy places the organism in Eukaryota, Fungi, Ascomycota, Saccharomycetes, Ascoideales, Saccharomycopsidaceae. Gene Ontology annotation, cellular component: nucleus. The transcript has a single exon. Gene Ontology annotation, molecular function: protein serine/threonine kinase activity; ATP binding. The coding region runs from base 1 to 1227 and encodes 408 amino acids.
AUGAAUUUCCAAGAACCGCAACAACAGUCCUCAUCUCAACCUCAGCAUCCACAGCAGCAGGGAUAUGCCUCGUACCAGCACCACGAUGUCAUUCCAGCACAACAACAGCAAUCAGCAAAUCAACAACAACAACAACAACAACAACGACCAAUUGAGAUCCCGCGUAUUCCAACCUAUCAAGAGCUCCAGGCUCAGGCAAAGAUUCGUGAGCAACAACAACAUGACAGCACCACCAUCUCAUUCUUACCUAAAAAAUCAUCUAUCACUAAGGGGAAAUAUGCCCUCAAAGACUUCCAAAUUAUGAGAACCCUUGGUACCGGCUCAUUUGGAAGAGUUCAUCUUGUUCGCUCAAUUCAUAAUGGUCGGUAUUAUGCCAUCAAAGUUCUCAAGAAGGCCCAAGUUGUCAAAAUGAAGCAAGUGGAGCACACAAAUGAUGAGCGGAAAAUGCUUAAACUUAUCGACCAUCCUUUUAUCAUUCGAAUGUGGGGGACUUUCCAAGACGCAAAGAACUUAUUUUUAGUGAUGGAUUAUAUUGAAGGUGGUGAAUUGUUCUCUUUACUCAGAAAAUCCAAAAGAUUCCCUAAUCCCGUGGCUAAGUUCUACAGUGCCGAAGUGCUUUUGGCGUUGGAUUAUUUGCAUUCUCAUAAUAUUAUUUAUCGUGAUUUGAAGCCGGAAAAUAUCUUGAUUGAUAGAUAUGGUCAUAUCAAGAUUACCGAUUUUGGGUUUGCCAAAGAAGUGACGUUCUAUACUUGGACAUUAUGUGGGACACCUGAUUAUAUUGCUCCAGAAGUUAUCACCGCCAAACCUUACAAUAAAUCUGUUGAUUGGUGGUCACUUGGUAUUCUUAUUUUUGAAAUGCUUACUGGGUACACUCCUUUCUAUGAUAAGCAACCAAUCAAGACAUACGAAAAGAUCCUUCAAUCAAAAGUCCACUAUCCUCCAUUUCUUGAACCAGCAGCCGUUGAUUUGCUCAUUAAUCUAAUCACUCCUGAUCUCACCCGUCGUUUAGGAAACUUGCAAAAUGGUGCUCGUGAUAUUAAAAACCAUUCUUGGUACACUGAGGUUGUGUGGGACAAGUUGUACGCAAAAGACAUCGCUACCCCAUAUGAACCUCCUGUUGCUGCUGGGGUUGGUGAUAGUAGUUUAUUUGACUACUAUCCUGAAGGCGAAUUGGAUUAUGGUGCCACUGGUGAAGAUCCUUAUCUGAAAUAUUUCGAAGACUUUUAA